Molecule: messenger RNA, 1806 nt
Organism: Ogataea angusta
Lineage: Eukaryota; Fungi; Ascomycota; Pichiomycetes; Pichiales; Pichiaceae
Exons: 1
Coding region: 1-1806 (601 amino acids)
Biological process (GO): intracellular signal transduction; protein phosphorylation
Cellular component (GO): cytoplasm; nucleus
Molecular function (GO): protein serine/threonine kinase activity; ATP binding
Source: RefSeq, a predicted model, not a curated record
AUGCUCAACGCCCAAGUGCCAGCCGUUGACACGACCAUCUCCCUCAAGGAGUUCCUCAAGUCUGCACCGCCAGCACCAAAACCCAAAGAGGCCACCCCCUUCUACCACUCAGCGAUCCCCGUCAAGUCGCUGGUUCAGCGGUACAGAACCGUGGGAAACCUGGGAUCGGGCAGUUUUGGAACCGUGACGCUGGCGAAGGUCCGCGCCAACGCCCUCGCAGGCAUCUUUGACGAGAUGAAACUCUGUCAGGGAACCCUUCUGGAGCCGCUGAAAAACGUCAAUCGAGCAAAACUGGAUGUGGUGGCUAUCAAAACAAUGACCCGAAGACUGGCCAAUCUGGACGACUACUCAAAGGUGAAGGAAGUCAAAUUCAUCCUUGCCGUGUCCUCCCACCCCUCGCUGGUCCAGAUCUAUGACAUAUUCAUCGACAAGGAAACGUUCAAGCUCCACAUAGUCAUGGAGUCCAUGGAUCAGAACUUGUACCAGCUCAUGAAGUACAGAAAAAAUUGCUUGUUCUCCCCAUACACUCUGAAAUCGAUCCUGUCCCAGAUCUUAGCUGGCAUAAGACACAUCCAUAAACAUGGCUACUACCACAGGGAUGUCAAGCCGGAAAACGUUCUUAUCAUGCAAUCCUCAAAUUUCUAUGGCUCCAAGGAAAAUAUUCCUGAGAGCAAGAGACACCAGGCGUACGUGAUUAAGCUGGCAGACUAUGGACUUGCAAGACAAGUCGAGAACAAAAGGCCUUACACCGCGUAUGUCUCCACCAGAUGGUACAGGUCCCCAGAAAUCCUGCUCAGACAGAAACACUACUCCUAUCCCGUGGAUAUAUGGGCAUUUGGAUGUGUGGCAGUCGAGUCGGCAACGUUUCUUCCCUUGUUUCCAGGAAGCAACGAGCUCGACCAAACUUGGAGGGUCCUGGAAGUCCUCGGAUGCCCUGAAAAGAGCGAGAAAGCGCCCCUUGGUGGAUUUUGGGACGAGGCUCAGAAAUUGUCUAGCAACCUCGGAUUCCAUCUGCCAAGGCUUCCUGGUGCCUCUAUCGAGGAAUUGAUCCCAAGAUUUGAUCUUCCAGACAAGGACAGGAAAGAACUGUGUGAUGUGGUCAAGGAAUGUCUGGUCUGGGACCCAAAUCACCGUAUUGGCGUCGACGAGCUUUGCCAAAUGAGUUACUUUAAAAACACCGUCGUGAACGGGCCAGAGCCGGCUUCUACGCCUGCACACAGGAACGUGACCAAGGUCGCCCCUGAAAGUCUCAAUUGGCUAUCCAAAAAUACCCCCAACGUCAUCAACGACGAAAAUAUCAACGAGAGCUCCUCACACCGUCUGCGUAAGGUGCCACAUCUUAACAUGUUCAAAUUUGGCAAAUCUGAAAAGCAGAACCCACAAAACUUUUCGUUUGCAGGAAGUCUCAAGGAUGAGACUAACAACAAGCAAAUCGAUGCAAAGCCAUACCAAAAUGAUAACUAUAUGGCGGUGAAAACCAAGCCUCAAAGCGUCGAGCCAGAAAAGGCAGAUCAGGAAUGGGAGCUCAACGACGACGAUUCUGAUUAUGGAGACGACGAGGACAGCGGCUUGAUUGAGCCACUAUACAUCGGCGAGUCGUACCCACUCAUCCAGCUCGACGAUAAAGACCUUGGACAAAAGCCAAUUCCUGGAAACGUGGACGGCUCGUUUGAUCCCCAGGUGUGCAUUGUCCGAGGAGACGAGCGCGCGGAUAAUCAUUUCGUCGACUAUGCUUUGGACGAGGAGCUUGGUGGCUAUGAUGACAUGGUGUCGUGUCCGUGGAAUGCCGGCCACCCGGCUCCAUGA